AUGUCUUCUCAUCUUCAUGAAAUUGAUGAACAUCAACGACGUGAGAAGGUUGGAACGCUUGCAAAUAGGGUUAGGUUCUGUGAAGAAGGGAUGGUUUCUGUCGAAUCUCCAUGUCUGAAACAAAGGCUUCGUUCGGAUAAAAGGGGGCUGAGGGCUGAGGGUAUAGAAUGGCGAUAUUACCCUAAUUAG
Molecule: messenger RNA, 189 nt
Organism: Prunus armeniaca (apricot)
Lineage: Eukaryota; Viridiplantae; Streptophyta; Magnoliopsida; Rosales; Rosaceae
Source: the annotation of a GenBank genome assembly